Molecule: messenger RNA, 1062 nt
Organism: Parascedosporium putredinis
Lineage: Eukaryota; Fungi; Ascomycota; Sordariomycetes; Microascales; Microascaceae
Source: the annotation of a GenBank genome assembly
AUGUCUGCCGACCCUAAGUCUGCCGAAACCCAAGCUUCGGGUGAGGGUCCUGCACCCGUUGAUGCCCUUGCUCACGAUGGCGGUGCCCCCGAUAUUAAUACAGCGGCCGGAAUUGCCGCCGUCCCUACCGCCCUGGAGGAGGUCAAGCCUGCUACCGAGAAAGCAAACAACGGGGAUGAGGCCUUGGCGGAGAAGCAGCUGACUGAUGCUCUGAGGUGGCGUAAGGAGGUUAAUCCUUCCAAGCUUCUUGAUGAUAAGGCAUAUGACCGUGCCCGGUUUGGUGAUCUUGGCUUUGUCACGGUGCACAGGGCUGAAGAUGCGGAGGAGCGCGUCAUCACUUGGAACAUUUACGGUAGUGUCAAGGACAACAAGGCGACGUUUGGAAACGUCAAGGAGUUUGUUGAAUGGCGAGCGGCACUCAUGGAAUUCGGUGUUCGAAAACUAAAAUUGAACGAUGCUAAAACUCCGAUCCCGGAGGGAGCCGAGGACCCCUACCAGAUGAUUCAGGUCCAUGACUACAUGGGUGUCUCAUUCUUCCGCAUGGAUCCGCAUGUCAAGGCCUCAAGCAAAGAAACCAUCCAGACACUUUCGAUGGCUUACCCAGAGCUCCUUUCCCACAAGUAUUUUGUCAACGUUCCCGCCAUCAUGGGCUGGGUGUUCGGUGCUAUGAAGCUGUUCCUAUCGCCGGCUACGCUCCGCAAGUUUCAUCCCAUGAGUUCCGGCGCCUCGCUGGCGAACGAAAUCAAACCCUUUGCCGCGACACUUCCCAAGGAAUAUGGCGGCUCCGGCCCGAGCGUUAAGGAGGGCCUUACCGUGAAGUUGAGAGACCCAGCUCCCCCCACUGAGGAGACCCCGGAGGCCGUGUCUGAGAUACCAGCGGCCGCUUCCGCCGAGCCUGAGGCCGCGCAGGUCAAUCAAGCUCUCGAGGAAGACUCGAAAGCGGAUGUUCAGGUUGCGGAGGCGCAAAAGGUGGAAAACGUUACCCAGGAGGCUGUUGGGCCUGAGAUUGCGGAGGAGUUGGGAAAAACAGCCCAGGGCGAAGCUCAACUCAAUACCAAGUAA